AUAUUAUGAUGCUUCAAUUCUUGAACUUAGAAAAUAUGUACAAAAUCUUAAAGAUGAACAAAAUAAAGAAAUUUUAAAAGAUUUACUUCCUGCAAUCAAAGAAAUCGUUGAAGCCGAAGAUUCAACCGAAGUUUCAACUGAAGAUUCACCCUAUGAUCUCAUCGCGCUAAAUUUACCUAACCCUAAAGACUCAACCAAAGACUCAAACUAA
This is a messenger RNA of Racocetra persica, 211 nucleotides long. The record is from the annotation of a GenBank genome assembly. Lineage: Eukaryota; Fungi; Glomeromycota; Glomeromycetes; Diversisporales; Gigasporaceae.